UUUGCGUGGUUUUUUAACAUUUGAAAACUCAUAAUUCUUAUCUUCACACAUAGUGCUAGUGCGCUGGGCCUGCAUCUGUGGCCUCUCUCUUCCUCAUCCUCAUAUUUCAUUCACUUUGUGGGUCAAAAUGUCUUCUCUCUUCUUCUCUUCUUUUAUUAAUUAAUUACAGAAAUUGUCAGUUUCUAAAUCAGUGCUAGCAGAGAGAAAGAGAAUAUAACUAUAUAAGGCGGAUCACUCAACAAACCAAUGGGUCUACAGCUGUCCCUGACAUGAUGAAAUCUUAGUUUACUAAGUUGUCCAUUUGAGCUAAGCAAUAAGCAUCCAUUUAAUAAAAUUGCGACGUGGUGUGAGGACCAGCAGUAUAAUUUUCCUUCAGCAAAGCAAGUUGCGGUUGUGGAUGUGUUGCUGAGAUGUUCAGACAUUUUCUGUCCUUUUCUGGUUGGUUCUAAUAGGGAUCUUCCUCCUCAUCGACAUUCAAUUAAUUCCAAUUUUUGGUAUUGUUACAAUAGCCUCAUAUUUAAAUACUAACUGCCAAAUAGGGCCAAAUAAAUGUCAGUGACUGAUUCCAUAUUUAAGAACUUGUGCUCCAUAGUCCAGCAAAAUACGUAAGUGUGUUUUUGGAUUCUGUUGUAGUAUUUGGACCCAUCAAACAAUGAAGGCAAGGAGAGGAAAACGCUCAGAGGCUUUCUGGCCUUCCAUUGUGAUGAAAAAAUGGUUAAACAUCAAGCCUAAGGUGAAUGAUUUUAGUGAAGAUGAAGUGGACACUGAAACUGAAAGUGAAGAUGAUGCUUGUUCAAUUAGAGGCUCAAGAAUGUGUGUGCGUGAAGAUAAUCCACAUCCACUUAGAACAGAAGGGGUUCAAUCCAUAUUCCCAAGUGUAACAUCAGAUGCAUCUCCUUGUAAGGGCCGCAAGACAAGACACAGAAGAGGAAAAUCAGAAACUCUGCGUGCUCAGUACAUAAACACGAAGGAAAUGAGGGUAACAAUUGGCACAUGGAAUGUUGCUGGAAGACAUCCAUGUGAGGAUCUUGAGAUUGAUGACUGGCUUUGUACCGAAGACCCAGCUGAUAUUUACAUUAUUGGUUUCCAGGAGGUAGUUCCAUUGAAUGCUGGAAAUGUGUUAGGAGCAGAAGAUAAUACACCUAUCCCAAAAUGGGAGGCAAUCAUUCGAAGAUCUCUAAACAAAUCUUCUGAGCCUGACAGUAAACAUAAAAGCUACAGUGCCCCCCCUUCUCCAGUGUUAAGAACUUCUUCUGCUGCUGAUCUUCUUGCAGAUACUAUAGAUGCUGAUAAUCCAAUUCCAAUAGAUAUGAUGAUUGAGGAGUAUGUAGCAACAGUUGAUAAUAAUGAGAUGGAACAGCAGGAAGUGAAAAGCAUAAUUGAUAUAGAGAAUAACCUACAGUUGAGGAGAAUAUAUGGAAUUGAUAUUGACUGGCCUGAACAUUCAUUAGAUGCAGUCCCCCAAAUUGUUGAUUCCAAUUCAAAGUUGCGGAGAGUACUAAGCAGCUCAGCCAGAAUUGGAUUUAGCAGAGCUGAGAGUGGUUUGGUAUAUGGUGUUGGAUUGAAACGUUCACACCACAGUUCUGGAAAUUUGGGCUUGUUAUGGCAACAACAACAAGGGAUACCUGAAGUAGUUGAUUCCUUAGAAGAUGUCUCUGAUGUGCUAUCAGCUGAGGAUGGUGAUACUUUUAUUGUACCAAAUAACGAAGAUGAUGAUGAAUUUGGUACCACAGAAUCUUGUCCAAGUCCAAGGUAUGUCCGGAUUGUGAGCAAGCAAAUGGUAGGGAUAUAUGUAUCUGUUUGGGUUCAGAGGAGGUUGAGAAGGCACAUUAACAAUUUGAAAGUUUCCCCGGUUGGAGUUGGACUUAUGGGCUACAUGGGAAACAAGGGGUCAGUUUCCAUUAGUAUGUCUCUCUUUCAGUCACGUAUGUGCUUUGUUUGUUCCCAUUUGACUUCUGGUCAGAAGGAAGGGGCUGAACAUAGGCGAAACUCUGAUGUUCAUGAAAUUCUAAGACGCACUUGCUUCUCAUCAUCUGUCUUCGAUGCAGAUCAACCACAAACAAUCCCAUCUCAUGACCAGAUUUUCUGGUUCGGGGAUUUGAAUUAUCGUAUCAAUAUGUUGGAUGCUGAGGUUAGAAAAUUGGUUGCUCUAAAGAAGUGGGAUGAGUUGAAGAAUUAUGAUCAGCUAAGCAAAGAAUUGCGUAUGGGGCAUGUAUUUGAUGGAUGGAAAGAGGGGUUGAUAAACUUCCCACCCACUUACAAGUAUGAAAUUAACUCUGAUAGAUAUGUUGGUGAGAGGCCAAAAGAAGGGGAAAAAAGAAGAUCUCCAGCCUGGUGUGAUCGUAUAUUGUGGCUAGGCAAAGGAAUAAAACAACUACAAUAUGGACGUGCAGAAAUUAAGCUCUCGGAUCAUAGACCAGUUAGUUCAGCCUUCUUGGUUGAAGUUGAAGUAUUCGACCAUCGCAAGCUAAAGAGAGCUCUAAAUUUCACUAGGGCAGCAGUACACCCAGAGAUCUUCCUUGAUGAAGAUGGAGAAAUAUAAUCAUGUUAGACAUUCAUCGUGGUACUAUCAUAUUAAACACUGGUGUUAAAAUCUUGGCUGUCAUUGAAGUCAUAUUGCGAAUGAGAGACAACUGAACUGGUGUACUCUCUUCUAAACUGAGCCUCAAGAUAUCAAAUUCAAGGAGCACUCUUCUCAAGUUAGCUAAGAGCGAAGAAUCCAUCGUGAGGUGAUUAACUGAGAUAUCAAGCAUUUUGCCAAUCUAUUUUGGCAUAGGAAGCCAUUGAGAUAGUUAUAACAGUAAACUGUAUAUAGUCAUACAAAAGGAUGGUUUAUUUUUAUUUUUUUCUUUUGAUACCUAGUAAACAAUCAUUAUUCGAUUUUGGCCUCAUCAGUCGCGUGUGUCCCAUUUAUUUUAUAUUUUUGGACAAUAAACAAUUGGGGUGGGUGGUUUUUCUGUAACAGUGCACAGGUUCUAUGUAAACUAAUAUUGAUUUGAGCAUUGAUUUUCAUGUAUUAAUGACCUUGGCUGGUUUCAGCCCGAUUGUUGCAAAUUACAUAUUACCACUUUGCUUGACA
Messenger RNA from Glycine soja, 3079 nucleotides. RefSeq names its product type I inositol polyphosphate 5-phosphatase 2-like. Lineage: Eukaryota; Viridiplantae; Streptophyta; Magnoliopsida; Fabales; Fabaceae. Gene Ontology annotation, biological process: phosphatidylinositol dephosphorylation. The transcript has 12 exons. The record is from RefSeq and is a predicted model, not a curated record. Bases 653 to 2542 code for a protein of 629 amino acids. Gene Ontology annotation, molecular function: phosphatidylinositol-3,4,5-trisphosphate 5-phosphatase activity; phosphatidylinositol-4,5-bisphosphate 5-phosphatase activity; inositol-polyphosphate 5-phosphatase activity.